Messenger RNA from Gongylonema pulchrum, 621 nucleotides. Lineage: Eukaryota; Metazoa; Nematoda; Chromadorea; Rhabditida; Gongylonematidae. The record is from the annotation of a GenBank genome assembly.
AUGAAUGCUGGGCAGGACACUGCCCCGGUUCUGGCGUCCUUCGCAAUACCUGCAUGUUUUGGCUUCGUAACUUUGUCGGGACCGCUCAUGCUGGUACAUAAUGGGCAGUGCUAUGUGAUGUCGACUGCGCAGUAUCUGGGCAACAGUCAGCAGAUUGCGGCUGUUAGACCGUCUGGACCGCUCAUGCUGGUACAUAAUGGGCAGUGCUAUGUGAUGUCGACUGCGCAGUAUCUGGGCAACAGUCAGCAGAUUGCGGCUGUUAGACCGAUGCAUUCCCAGCAACAGCAGCAGCAUUACAUUCAGCAGGGUAUUUUGGCGAGUACUGCGACGCUUGGGCAAAUUGCACGAAAUUUGGCACCGAAGAUGACAGUCCCAAGCCUGCAAGCAGUUUUUGUUGCACGAAAAAUGACAAUCAUCGAAGGAUUGGAAAAACUACUGUUCAGUUUGGUUGCGGGCAUCAGUACUCAGUUACCAACUGCAUCAACUACUACAAUCACUGCUACAGCUCCGCUUGGCAUGCAGCAGAGCGACACAUCCUCGCUACGGCCGGCACAGCAACGGUCUUCCACCCAACAAUCGCAACAACAACAACAACAGCCAAUGUAUCCACAAGGUAGCUAA